UUUGACAUUAUGCAUUUAGCCAACCAUCACCAACCAAAGGCAUCUUCUUCACAUUCAAGAAAAAAAUGGUACAUCUCUAAACAUAAACAUGUGGAAGUUUAAAAAACACUGCAUAAAUACAGAAAUUCAAAAAAUCUAAAUUUCUCGUAUAUAAUGAAGGCACAUCACAAGUAAAAACUAACCAGGAUACACUGACACAUGAUAUGAGUAUAGCAAUGUAGUGAGCAUAUCCUGAAACAACCAAAUGUAUUAUUAACUUCUGUUAAAUCAAUAUCUUGCAUGACUGAAGGAAUCCUUUUACCUGUCAUGCCAUUAGUGGCAUUAACAUUCAAGAGACAGGAGUGACAAGUAUCAAGAGACCUUCACAACAAAUAGAAAAACAUUGAUGGCAGCUAUUCAAAAUAUGUAAUACGUAUUUAGAUAUUCCCCCCCAUACCAUAUCUUUUAGAAAGAACCGUAAGAACUUUUAUCUGGAAUAUUCUACUAACAUCUUCAGCAAAAUCUUGGUGAGAAGGGAAUACCUCUUCCUGCAGUUUGGAAAGAGGUGACAAAAAAUGGUUAGACUGCAGCAUAGGCAUUAUUUCAUAGAUAUGCAGGGAUUCCAGAGAUGGAUCUCAGGAAAAGAUCAUUAUAAUAUUUACUUUAGCGCAUUCAAAAGUACUUGGUUUAAUCCGAGAUACUUUCAGUACUGCAUUAGGGGUUUUAGGGGUAGAGUAUGGCAUACAACUUGUUAUUACAAAGGGUUGAGAACAAGAAACGGAGCCACACACUUGGCCGGCAACAAAUGGGCCCACAGAAGGUCAGUACAAAAACCAUGCUUCUGGUAAAGAGCAGCACAUUGGGAGGAAAAGGCACAUGAGAGAGGGAGAGAGAGAGAGAGAGAGAGAGAGAAAAACACUAGGCCUGUGCCUCACCUCGCUUGUGGAGUCGCCGACAGCGCCCUGAGAAGCCAAGGUGACCAUGAGAAGAUCAUUUUAUAGGGUUUACUGAUAAAUUGCCAGCAUGGACAGGCUACGGCGAAUGGAACUAAUUGCGCUAAAAAAGGAAGAGCAGGUCGUUCGGGAAGUGUUGGAGAAAUAUAAGAACGCCCUCAUUCGCCUCCAGGUGGAAGAGUUAUCGCUUAUGCAUCAGCUGGUAGGCAAGGAAGACCAGGAGCUAAAGUCGCGUAACACUACUGUGUUGGAAGCUGAUGUGAAUUCUUACCAGCAAAUACAAACCAAUCAGAUGUUGCCCGUGAGUGUCAGCGACAGUACAGGUCCAAGUGAAAUCACCAUGAAAGAACUGCAGAUUAACCAGAGCACCCUGAAUCUAGAUGCCGCUCCCCUCAUUCAUAGAAUGCUCCAAGACUCUGAAGCAUAUGAAGAGGAGGAGGAAGAAGAGGAGGCUGAGGAACAGUAGCAAGGAGAAAAUAGAGACAGAUCAUUCCAUCAUAUCUCUUUUGACCAUUAAUGUCUGGACAUUUGGAUUUCUAUAGUUUAUGGUAUACAUGUGCAGUUUAUUGAAAAUCAGACUUUGACACAGUUAUAGCAAUUUAUUAGGAAUUACAUCUUUUUAGAAACAGAUAUGAAGAAUUUCCCAAAGCAAGAAAAAGGAUGGAAUGUAAACUCUACCCUUUUGUAUCUUGCUCGAGUGACCACAUGUGGGUUUACUUGUAUGGUCAAGUGGCCAAUUUCAUGGUGUUCCUUUGUGUUUUGUAGAAUGUCGCCCUCUGUUUUUGCAUUUUGUGAUCAUCUGUAGCUGUUUUUGUCAUACCCAGCUGUAAUUUAUUUUGUUAUAAUCAUCUGUAUUUUAUUUUGUUAUAAUCAUCUGUAUUUUAUUUUGUCCUAAUCAGCUGUAUUCUAGUGCAGUUUUAUUCUAUUGUCUUAUGCAAAAUUUGUUUCUUGACUUAAGGAUCUGUUAUCUUCUAUUGUCAGAAUCAGCUGUGUUUCUGCAUUUCUCAAACUAGGCCAUUAUUCUCUAAAUUAAUUUUAUAUAAUGAUCAGAAAUUAAGGAAUGAUGUCAGAUUACAAUUUGAACAAAAUUUUUCAAAAAUUGUUUGAAACCCUGAAAAAUAUUUAUUUCAUUUAUUAUGUUUUCAUAAAAGCCUGAAAAGCACCUUUUUGUUUGUUUGUGUGUUUCAUUUUAUAUUAGUCAUGUUUUCUAACAGAUCUCGUAAUAAUCAUGUUAAUAGAGAAAUAUACAAAAAGGGAACUUCAAUUUGGCCAGACACAAUUCUUAUUUUUAUUUCUUAGGCUUCUUCUUUUUAUAAUGAAUUAGUUUUGUAUUUUAUAGAACUGACAGAGUUUUGUUAUUACAUGGUAUUCUAUUUUUUUUUCUUCUUCUUCUUCCUCUUCUCCAAUCCAAAACUUUGUGUACACACACACACACACACACACACACACACACACACACACACACACACACACACACACACACACACACACA
Molecule: messenger RNA, 2424 nt
Organism: Penaeus indicus
Lineage: Eukaryota; Metazoa; Arthropoda; Malacostraca; Decapoda; Penaeidae
Exons: 5
Coding region: 1003-1398 (131 amino acids)
Biological process (GO): transcription initiation at RNA polymerase III promoter; transcription by RNA polymerase II
Cellular component (GO): nucleus
Source: RefSeq, a predicted model, not a curated record